AUGACUAAUUUACUGACAAUAGAAAACUUUAUCGACGGUCGAUUUGUUCCCUGUGAUCAUCUUAUUGAUAGUUUUGAUCCGUCAACAGGCGAAGUGUGGGCUAAAGUGCCAAACAGCAGCUCUCAGGUCGUCAACGAGGCGGUCGCCGCUGCCAAGAAGGCAUUUAUAAGCUGGUCAACCACACCAGUGGAGCAGCGAUCAAAAAUUCUUUGUAAAAUUGCCGACCUCAUUGAGGAGAAUAUGGAGGAGCUUGCAAAGUACGAGUCCAAAGAUCAAGGCAAACCGGUCAGUUUGGCAAAGCGUGUUGACAUACCAAGAGCCGUGCACAACUUCCGCUUUUUUGCUUCUGCGAUUCUGCAUUCAGUGAAUAAGUCAUCCAUUCUUGAAGGUGCCCAAGCUAUGAAUUACACUCAAAAGGUACCAGUGGGAGUUGCUGGUCUCAUCAGUCCAUGGAACUUACCUCUCUAUUUGCUGACAUUUAAAUUGGCUCCUGCACUGGCUACUGGCAACACAGUUGUAGCAAAGCCAAGUGAAAUGACAUCAGUGACAGCGUGGAUGAUGGCGAAAUUCUUCAAUGAAGCGGGACUGCCACCUGGUGUUUGCAAUCUCGUGUUUGGCACAGGCCCAGAAACAGGCGCUGCCAUUGUCCAACACCCAGACGUGCCUCUCAUUUCAUUCACUGGCAGCACAGCAACGGCUGAAAAGAUCGCCAUCGCAUGUGCUCCAUUCUGCAAGAAACAAUCAUUGGAACUUGGUGGCAAGAAUCCAUCGAUUGUGUUUGAAGAUGCCGAUUUGAACAAAUGUGUCCCAACAUCAAUACGAUCAAGCUUUGCCAAUCAGGGAGAGGUGUGCCUCUGCAGCAGCCGCAUCUUUGUGCACAACAAAAUAUUUUCAGAGUUCUUGGACAAGUUUGUAGCUGAAACAAAGAAGAUCAAAGUUGGCGUCCCUGAUGAUGACUCGACAGUAAUGGGUGCUCUAGUCAGUAAGGAACAUCUGGCAAAGGUGACAGGAUAUGUCAAAUUGGCGAAACAAGAAGGCGGCACAAUUGCCUGCGGUGAAGGGGUGGACUCACCCAUUCAGCUGCCAGACAAGAAUAAAGCAGGAUAUUUCAUGAUGCCAACUGUCAUCACGAAUGUGCCUGAUUUGGGGCGUUGCAUGCAGGAAGAGAUAUUUGGUCCAGUCGUCUGCAUUGUUCCUUUCUCUAAUGAAGAAGAAGUCAUUGAGCGAGCCAACAAUGUAAAAUACGGCCUAGCAGCUUGUGUGUGGAGCGAGAACAUCUCACGAGCUCACAGAGUAGCACAAAGACUACAAGCUGGGACAGUGUGGACUAACUGUUGGAUGGUUCGAGAUCUCAACAUGCCAUUUGGAGGAAUGAAAGCAUCAGGAAUAGGCCGAGAGGGAGUCGACGACUCCAUCAACUUUUUCACCGAGAAAAAAACAAUUUGCAUCAAACUGUAACACCAUAACCCAAACCAACAAAGACAACUACUAAUAUUAAUUAAUUAAUUAAUUCAACCCAAUGUAAAUGUCACGUGCACAUAGCCGCGCGAGCUAAAAAGACA
Corticium candelabrum is the source of this 1562-nucleotide messenger RNA. RefSeq names its product 2-aminomuconic semialdehyde dehydrogenase-like. NCBI's taxonomy places the organism in Eukaryota, Metazoa, Porifera, Homoscleromorpha, Homosclerophorida, Plakinidae. The transcript is spliced from 9 exons. The record is from RefSeq and is a predicted model, not a curated record. Bases 1 to 1458 code for a protein of 485 amino acids. Gene Ontology annotation, molecular function: oxidoreductase activity, acting on the aldehyde or oxo group of donors, NAD or NADP as acceptor.